CGAGUACCUAUCACACCUAAAUAGAUACUUCCUUUACAUAUAAAUUCUAACUUAUACUCAAUAUGCGUAUUGCUGCCUUUAUCACCGCAAGUGCUGUAGCGCUGUCCGCCGUUGUGCUUGCUGACCCCGUUCCAAAUGACCAGCAGACCUGUGAUCUGUGCAUGCAGAGUGUCGGACAGUUGCAUGAUCCCGAUACGCGUGCCCAGUUGGAGGGCAUGUUGGACCAGGUUUGCGCGCAAAUCCCCUUCUUCCAGGAUGAGUGCAAGGGCUUCACCGGACAGAUCAAGGAUGAGAUCGAAAAGCUAGCAAAGGAGACCCCCAGAGAGGCGUGUGAAGAGAUCCAGCUAUGUGGACCCGACGCCAUCCAGUUGCAGGUGGGCAAGCAGCUACAAGCUUUCAAGACCGUGGCUGUGCAGAGGAUGAAGUCUAUGGAGGCCCAGGCCAACUCGGCCCAAUGCGAUGUGUGCAAGUGGUUGUGGGACAUGGUUGAGCAACGUGCACCCCCUGUCGAGCAGCUUGAGAAGCAAUUGGAGAGUGUGUGUGCUAUGGCACCCACAGAACAGCAGGACCAGUGCAAGGAUGCGGUGACUCAGAUCGAGGAUCAGUACAGACAGGGCAUAUCCAUGACCCCCCAGGAGGUUUGCGAGAAGCUGCAGGUGUGCGCGGUUGAGACCCCUGUCAUCCGUCAGCUACUUCACGCUAUGAAGGAGGAGUAAGGUGCGCUCGUUUGGUAUCGUGAUAUGUCUGUUUCCACGCUCUGUUGGUGACGGAUAUGAGGCCUGUUUCAUGUCGAAGCUGGUCGAUUCUAUGUUAUCUAGAUACUCAUGCGCAUAUAAGUGCCUUUCAAAUAAAAAGUGUUAAUGAACUGGUCGUCAG
Molecule: messenger RNA, 876 nt
Organism: Sphaeroforma arctica JP610
Lineage: Eukaryota; Ichthyosporea; Ichthyophonida
Exons: 2
Coding region: 63-716 (217 amino acids)
Source: RefSeq, a predicted model, not a curated record